AUUUUGUGUAGGAGAGAUAGAGAGGUAGUGGGGGGUCCUGGCGGAGCGGCCUGGGUUGUGCUUUGCUGGGGGGUGCCGGAGAGUGGCGGCGGAGGAGCUGCGGGUCCGGGUUCUACAGUAACGCGAGUGUGUCUGCGUGUGGGCGAACGGAACAGACAGAAGUCGUGGGACUUCUCCCUUGGAGCGUCUGUGCCGAGAAUCCGAUGUUGGGCUCGGCUCCCAGGCUGAAUACAGCGGAUCAGCCCAUGAACACUUCUGUCCUGAGCCAAAGGAAGGAGUCCAGCAAAAGGCAGCACCUCCGCUUUCAGGCUUGGAAGCAAGAAAGGGGGCAAGGCUUGGAGAGUGGGGAAUCGGAGAAGACAACUGAAAGGUGACAUUUAAGUUGAAGAUGGGUGGUGGAGAAAGAUUCAACAUUCCAGUUCCCCAGUCUAGAAAUCCCACCAAGAACCAUCAACAACUUAAAAACAGGCAGAAGAAUAAAGACCAGAACUCGCAGAUGAAGACCUACAUGAAGAAAGAAAGAGGGCACGGAUGCAACUCCUCAGCUGGUGCGUGGCAGGCCAUGCAGAAAGGGGGGAAGAACAAUGUUCAUUUCCCCAAGAAUCAGAAUUGGAGCCCGACUUUAUCGAAUCACAACCUGUUCUUCACACCUCAACCCAAUCAGAACUACGCCGGAGCAAAAUUCAGCGAGCCGCCCUCGCCCAGUGUCCUUCCCAAGCCACCCAGCCACUGGGUACCUGUUUCUUUUAAACCUUCAGAUAAAGAAAUAAUGACAUUUCAGCUUAAAACAUUACUUAAGGUCCAGGCUUGAGAUGUAAUUUUCACAUUUGUAAAGUUAUUUAAAUUUACAGGAUUUAAAAGUUGAGAAUUGUUAGUCCUCAUUUUAGAUGUGCAGGUGUACAGAACCAAAUGUUCCUGCUGCAUAUAGUUAGUCACUUGGACAAAAGGGGUUGAAGUUUACAUUCCCCUCAUGUUUUACCUCAAGCUGUGUGCUGUGUUCACUGUGAAAUAGAAAUUUUCUCUAUAGUCAAUCUAAUCAAAACUGCAGUCACCAUUUUUUGUAUUUAUUGUAAGAGUUUAAUGGGACUGUCUCCCCCAAUUGGCAUUGUGACUACUUUUUGGUAUGGUACAAAACCAGCUUUGGCCUAACUUAACGCAGCAUUAAGUGGAAAAAACAAUUGCACUGAAAGCUUCAGUCAGGUAAUUUGCUGCUUUUCAAACUGGCUAGUGAAAUAAAACCUCUGCCAAGGCACCAGGACAAACACAGACCGGGCUCUUGUUUGCACUGGUGAGCCUUGUUUGGCAUUCUGGAAUUAGCAAAGAAGUGUUUCAAGCCUGAGACUAAGACCAGGGGGGCUCUGGUGCAUGUUGGUGAAGAGACAAGCAGAACACAUCAACAAACAUGGAAUUGCCUCCCCCACUGAGCAGAAGAGGGAUCUGCACUGGAACCCCAGCAAGUGAGCCUGCAGUGCUGGGUGACUGCCUGAAACCUAAACCCUGUUAUCUUCCCACUGCACCGAGGGGUUCCCAAAUACCUGUUGGAUCAGUUCUUACAUCUGAGAAUGGUGGAGUAGUUACUUAGACGGGUCUUAAAUGUGUGACCCUGUAACAAGGCAGUUGCAGCAGGGCCCGGCAGCAUUGACAUGUGCCAUAGGGAAGACAGAGCCAUGUAAAUACAUGUAAAACUUUGUAGCAUAUGUAAAUUCCUGCUGGGCUUUCCUGCACAGAAUAUUUUUAGUACAAAACUGCUGAAUGUAAGAUGGCCACGGGGUGUAUGUGGCCUGACGUAAGAGAUAUUUUGUUUAAAAAAGAAAAAAAAGGAAAAAAAAGAAAAAAAAUCCAAAACCUUUGUGGCUGUGCCCUUGCACUUGACAUGCAAUGAAAAUGUAUGAGCUCCUUCUUAAAGUAAAUCAGUGCAAAAAAAAAAAAAGGCUUAUUUAGAUUUUUUUUUUAAAUAAAAACCAAAACCUGAACCUAAAAAUCAAACCUGAACCCCUUAAAAGCUGGUGCAGUUGAGGAUCCUGGUGUCCUGUGUGUGUGUGUGUGUUAAGGGAUGGAAAACACAUCCUGUGGAAUUGCAAGCUUUCUGUUUUUAAACCAUACCCCUGCUUGUCACCAGUAUUUGGUGCUGCCUGUAAUGACCAAUCCCACUGCAGCAGCAGAACCCAAAGGUGGUUCAUAAUCAUUAAUAAAGUGCUUUAACAUGGCAGGGAGCAUUGUGCAUCAUGAAAUGUGAUUUCUCUGUUUGUUCAGAACAGCCUUUACAAAUCUGCUCCAAGUCAGAGGGAAUUUGCAGUUGUAAACUUGUGUUAAACUCUGUGACCUCCACCAGCGGAUGAGCUGUGUCCCAGCUACGAUCAUGUAUACUCAGCCUCAAAUUGUCGGCUACUAAUGGAACAAAUUGGAAAUAAAUUCAAAUAAAGUAUUAUUUUCACCCCCUAAAA
Molecule: messenger RNA, 2444 nt
Organism: Melopsittacus undulatus (budgerigar)
Lineage: Eukaryota; Metazoa; Chordata; Aves; Psittaciformes; Psittaculidae
Gene: PNRC2
Product: proline rich nuclear receptor coactivator 2
Exons: 3
Coding region: 389-811 (140 amino acids)
Biological process (GO): nuclear-transcribed mRNA catabolic process, nonsense-mediated decay
Cellular component (GO): P-body; nucleus
Source: RefSeq, a predicted model, not a curated record